AUGUAGUAACAUUAUUCAUAAUAGCAUAUGGUUCCUGGAUAUCAAUAAUAACAAAGGAAUGUAUCUAGCUCACCAAUGUAAAGACAAUUACCCAUGCAACCUUUCACUCCAACAUCAAAUUUGGGAGGGUAAAAUGAAGGGAUGAAACCAUAUUCAACAGAUAUGAGAGAUAGAAGUAGAUAAAUGCAAAAUACACCUUAAUAUAAUGGAUAAUCUUUAGAAAGCAUGGCUCUAAGAAUACAGACCCUUGAAAAAGAGAAUCAUAAUCUUAAAAGAUAGUUAGAAAACGCUAAUCAUUAGAUUUAGGUUUUGAAUCAAAAGAUGAAUCAAAAUCCAACUUAAAGUCUUCUUAAAACUACAACCUUUGAACUUGUUGUCUUAUAAAAGGCUGUAGAAUAAUUAGAAGGACUUAAGAAUGGACUCUAGAAAAAAAAAUUGUAGGGAAGUAAUAAUCAAACCACAUUACCUGAUUCUUAAAAAGAAGCGUAUAGUGAAUUCAAAAGUAAAGUUACAGUCAUGGAAGAGAAGCAAUAAUAGUUAGAAUAAUAAUAAUAAUCUUAAGUACAUAAUCAUAUUAAGUUAGACUAUGCUCUUGUUUCCUAAAGAACAAUAAGUUUAAAAUUUACAAUCAAAUCGUCCAAUAAAAGAAGAAGUAAAAGAAGAACCAAGAUAAGGAAGAAGAUAUAAUGUUAAUUCUCAAUCUGAUUAAGUUGACAAUUAAACUAAAGUAAGUCCAAUUAAGUAUUUGAAUGUAAAAGCUGGUAUGAGUCAAAAUGCCUUAAGAGUAUCCCCUAGAAGAAAACCAGAUAUAUAGUAAAAUUGAGUAAGAAUAUAAAGAUGAAGUGAUUUUGUG
Molecule: messenger RNA, 853 nt
Organism: Paramecium sonneborni
Lineage: Eukaryota; Ciliophora; Oligohymenophorea; Peniculida; Parameciidae
Source: the annotation of a GenBank genome assembly